AUGUCACAACACUCAGGCCGCAGCGAUCUGGAGGUCCCCCGCGCCACUGGCGAGGCAGCCACCAAGGACACCCUGGUCGAACGGACAGUCCGUCUCGUCAUCAGGGACGGAAUCAACGUUAAUCUCUCAGAGGAUGGGUUCAUGAAUCUCACACACCUCGUUAUCACGUCGCGGCUUGCGGACAUCUUCGUCUUAGCGUCCCUCGCGGUGGAACAGGCAACGAAUCUCGCACAUUGCGUCCUAAAGCUACAGAAUGUUGUGGUCCCUGCCUCAGCCUCACUUAUCCAGAGCCAUGGGUCGCACACCGUCACAAACACCUCACUAAGGCACCUUUCACUCGAGUCCAUGCCCGAAUGGGGCCCGGAGAACGCUCUUGUUUUGUUUCUAGACAGGAUGUGCCUUCCUGGCCUCGACAUCCUCGAAUUCAAGGGCCUGACGCUGAACACAUGGGGCCCCCGGCCAUUCUCGCCAAUCGGAGUCGCAACCUCGUUUUUAGAGCGCUCGGCCUGCGCGCUUUCCGAGCUGAAGUUCGACCUUUGCUACGGGUGGGAGCACGACUUCAUCAAGUUCCUCGGUCAUUCAACAUUCAACAGCUUGCGCACUCUCCAUCUUGACGAGGCGCCAGUCACAGAAAUUUUCUUCAAGUUGCUCGUGGAGAAGACCUCGAAAGGCCGUAGUACGCCCUCGCUCUUCCUACCCAACCUCAAGAGGAUCACGUACCGCGGCGAGAAGGACUUCUGGUGGGACGCUAUUUUGAAGGUCGUAAAGGCCCACCAGUAUCCACGGAAGAGGAAAUACCUCAGGCCCCUUAUGUCUCUGGAGGUAGAGACGUACGAGGAUGGUCUCAUGGAAGAACCCGCGAAGUAUCCAUUUUGGACCGUUGUUCAGAACUUCAAGUCGGGUGUGACGAAGGUGUCGUGGAAGUUCAGAUACAAUAUUUUAUAA
This is a messenger RNA of Cyclocybe aegerita, 945 nucleotides long. Lineage: Eukaryota; Fungi; Basidiomycota; Agaricomycetes; Agaricales; Hemipholiotaceae. The record is from the annotation of a GenBank genome assembly.